Molecule: messenger RNA, 1169 nt
Organism: Clarias gariepinus (North African catfish)
Lineage: Eukaryota; Metazoa; Chordata; Actinopteri; Siluriformes; Clariidae
Gene: trim63a
Product: tripartite motif containing 63a
Exons: 1
Coding region: 77-1141 (354 amino acids)
Molecular function (GO): zinc ion binding
Source: RefSeq, a predicted model, not a curated record
CAAGAACAGGAACACUCAGGAGAGCUUUACACAAGGACCUGACAUAAAAAAAGACUGGGAUACAGUACCUCUAGACAUGGACAUUCAGACAGGACAAGUUGUGAGGGCCGUAGGACCUAUGGAGAGCCUGGAGAAACAGCUAAGCUGUCCCAUCUGCCUGGACAUGUUCACCAAGCCGGUGGUCAUCCUGCCCUGCCAGCAUAAUCUAUGCCGUGGCUGCGCUAAUGACCUCUAUGACUCUCGCAACCCCUACCACUUCUCAGGAGGAAUCUUCCGCUGCCCAACCUGCCGCUUUGAGGUGGUGCUGGACCGCCAUGGUGUCUAUGGGCUUCAGAGGAAUCUCCUUGUGGAGAAUAUAAUUGACAUCUACAAGCAACAGCUGGAGAACAGUGGAGGUGGUGGUGAUGGCCUGGAGCCUCCUUUGAAGGACAAGGACACAAAAGAACCAAUGUGCCAGGAGCAUGCGGAUGAACGCAUCAACAUCUAUUGUAUUUCCUGCCAGGUGCCUACUUGCUCCAUGUGCAAGGUAUUUGGCCAGCACAAGGACUGCAAAGUAUCUACCCUGAAAGCUGUCUAUGAAACCGAGAAGACUGAGCUCCAAAACUCAACAGAGUUGCUUGCAGCUAGCAACAGCUGUGUGCAGGCCAUGCUUGUGCAAAUGGAGGAGAUCUGCAAGGCUGUGGAAGAGAACAGCCAACUACAGAAGCAGAGACUCGGAGAGAAGUUUGACUUACUCUAUGCAGUUUUGGAAGACCGUAAGGCCCAGUUGUUGGAGCAAAUCACACAAGAGCAGGAUGAGAAGGUAGCAGUCGUGCAAUCACUAAUUCAGCAGUACAGAGAACGGUUGGAGGCUACCAGUAAGCUGAUAGACCAAGCCACACAGAGUUUGGACAAGAGCAACAUAGCCGAGUUUCUCAUCAAUGCCAAGAAGCUCAUUGCUGAAGCCAAGGACACAGCAAAAACCUCCCAGUUACAAAGGCCAGAGUUUGGCUUUGAGAAGAUGGACCACCUCACACUGUUUACUGAUGAAGUAGAGGCCAUGCUAGCAAAAAUGGACUUUGGUGCAGAUGAUGAGGAGGAAGACGCAGAGGAAGAUGAGGAGGAGGAAUAUGAAGAGGCAAAAGGGGCAGAAGAAGAGUAAACAAUAAGAAAAACUUUGUUUGAUACAA